Caenorhabditis elegans is the source of this 1928-nucleotide messenger RNA. It is a transcript of the gene twk-24, whose product is annotated as Potassium channel domain-containing protein. Gene Ontology annotation, cellular component: membrane. Lineage: Eukaryota; Metazoa; Nematoda; Chromadorea; Rhabditida; Rhabditidae. The coding region runs from base 13 to 1752 and encodes 579 amino acids. Gene Ontology annotation, biological process: potassium ion transmembrane transport. The record is from RefSeq and is marked reviewed. Gene Ontology annotation, molecular function: potassium channel activity. The transcript has 8 exons.
UCAGAAGGUGAUAUGAAUGGAACCACAAAGAAAGAUGAUAAAAUUGUUGCUGGAAGGAGCAAAAGUGCAGAUAGUAAAUGGAAAGAUCGAAUGAAUCGAGGUCUUGGAAACAUGUCUAAAAGUUUACCCAGUUUUAAUAAGAAUGCGGCAAAUGCAAAAAGUGAUAAAACAAGUGAUACAAAAGUAGUAAUUGAAGAUGAAUCAAAGAAAAAGAAGAAAAAGAAGAAGAAGGAUAAGAAUUUAGAUGUGGAAGAACUUCCACAACAGGAAGAUCCAGAAGUACUAGCUGCAAAGGAAAAAGAGAAAAAAGCAAAAGUAAUGAUUGCAAGUAGAGAUGCUCGAAAUAAAACCAUGUGGAGACAUAUUGCAUGGCUUGUUGUUUUAUUCUCUUUUUCUUUAUUUGGAGGCGUCAUUUUCAGUGCUAUCGAAGGUGGUUAUGAAACGACACAACUUAUCAAAAAGUUUGAACAUGAGAAAGAUGUAUACGAGAGACGAAAGAUCUAUCAAGAGCAACUUUUUCAAAGACUUCGAGAAAUUGAGCAUGAUAACACUAAUCCACGUGGCAGGAAUUCGUCUCGAGAACAUUUUAAACUUGAACAAUCAAGACAUGCCUUGGAAUGGUACGAACAAAAAAUGGGAGUGACGAUUGAAGAACCACAAAUGAGAGAAACAAAAUGGAAUUUAUGGGGAGGUGUAUACUAUUCUGCAAGUUUAUAUACAACUAUUGGAUACGGUAAUUUCCAUCCACUAACCAAAAGUGGUAGGAUUAUAUCAAUGAUGUAUGCAUGUAUUGGUAUUCCAUUAGUUUUCACAAUUCUACUUGAUUGGGGAUUCCUGUAUUUCACUUGGAUUGAGUACGGAUGGAAUCGAUUCAAUGAGAAUUUUUGUCAAAAAAGUCUUCAACGAGACAUGCAACGUCGAAUACGUCGAGAAAGAAUUCGGCGUGUUGGCAGUGAGCUCUCGUUGUCUUCAACAGCUCCAUUACUUCACAGAACUACAACACAGCUUUCAAAUCCUGUUCAACACAUAGAAUCCAACCAUCCGUUGAGCCCGCUUGAUGUAGAUGUACCUAUGGGAGAACAAGUACAGACUGUACCAAUCAAAUCAGCGGCAAUCUUUUUCUUUCUUUGGAUUAUGAUUUCCGCGUUUAUUGUCAGAUUAUGGGAAUACGAAUGGACUUAUUUCACUGCAUUUUACUUUUUCUUCACAUCUCUAACAACAAUUGGAUUAGGAGAUGUGGUUACAAAAACACCAAAUUUUAUCAUUUUUAAUCUGGCAAUGACAUUAAUUGGACUAUCAGUUGUUGGAUUAUGUGCAGCUAUUGUACAAGCAAAAGUCAAAUUGGUAUUCGAUCGAAUGUUGAGGAGUAUUGAUGCACAAUACAGAAUUCGCCAAGUUGAUCCUCAUGUUGCAACAAUGAGUAUUGUAGAAGAUGAAGAAGAAGGUGUGAAACGAUUAAUUCAAUCACAAUCAUUAGAAGACCGAAUCAUAUUUUUGUUUGUUGAUGAACACAAGAAAAGUAUGCUGAAAGAGCGGUGGAAGCAGAAAAGUACAAUGGUUAACAGAAUAACUCAAACGUAUCCAUCAAAAGCUGAUAAAUAUGUUCAAACUGGUCAACGAGUAUAUGAUCAACGUCAAGGAUCGGACGAAGAUCUGAGUGAUGAAGAUGAAGAAGAUGUUGAAUAUGAUGAACUUGGAAAUAAGAUUAUUCCUCCACCUAUUCGUAGAUAUAUUUACACUGUUUUCGAUUAGAAAUUUUCAAAUUUAUAACAUAACAUUGUCUUUCCUUCUGAAGAUCUCAAAUUUUCUAUUAUUUCGGUGCUUUUCAGUCAAUUCUUGUCCUUCUUUAUGGAAUUAAAAAUUUGACAGAACGUCAAAUUAUUAUUUUUCCAUGUCUCGAGCUUUGUUUUUGAAUGAAUUUUUACGGU